CAUCUCUAACUGUUUUAUCAUCGCAAACUCCUUGACGCGUGCUCUAUCCAAGCAAGCUCUCUGAAAAAUCGUGCAAUAAAGCCGAUCCAAAUAAAGUAUAGAAUAUAUAGCGAGUUGUAAAAGUGCAGAAUAAGACAAAGAACGAGUGAAAAAUGGCAAACGCAGACGGGCAAUUCAACUACGGCCAGCAGGGCAACGGCGAUAAUUUCAACGACGACAGCAACCAGCAGGAUGACGAAGACCAGUUUGACGAAAACCCCAACGUGAAGAUCGAUAACGUUGACGAAAGCCCCAAGUUCGUCCGUCUGCGCGGUCUUCCGUGGUCCGCCACCCACAAGGAGAUCCUCGAUUUCCUGGAGAACGUGAACGUUACCAACGGUUCGGCGGGCAUUCACCUGGUCACCAGUCGAGUCGAUGGCAAGAACACUGGCGAGGCCUACGUGGAGGUUGCCAGCCAGGAGGACGUCGAGGAGGCGCGCAAGCUGAACAAGGCCAGCAUGGGCCACCGCUACAUUGAGGUUUUCACUGCUACUCCCAAGGAGGCUAAGGAAGCCAUGCGAAAAAUCAGCGGUCACGGCACUGCCUUCGUUGUGAAGCUUCGGGGUCUGCCAUAUGCCGUCACUGAGCAGCAGAUCGAGGAGUUCUUCUCGGGGUUGGAAAUCAAAACGGAUCGGGAGGGCAUACUUUUUGUUAUGGACAGAAGGGGUCGUGCAACUGGGGAAGCUUUUGUUCAGUUCGAAAGCCAGGACGACACUGAGCAAGCCUUGGGCCGAAAUCGGGAAAAAAUUGGGCACAGGUAUAUUGAGAUAUUCCGCAGUUCAAUUGCUGAGAUGAAAAGGGCCACAGGUGCUGGCGGUGGCGUCGGAGGACGCCCAGGUCCAUAUGAUAUACGUGAUCGUGGAGCAAAUCGUGGAGGCAACGAUUUCGGCGGAGGGCGCAACGAUUGGGGCAACAAUGGCAACUUCGGUGUUGGUGCCAACAACAUGCUGGGCUUCAACAAUCUGCCAAGCCUUAUGAACUCCGGCAACUUUGGAAACAACCAAGGCAACAGCGGCAACUUCGGAAACAACUCUGGACCGAGCAAUUUCGGCAACUUUGGUGGCGGAAACAACGGUGGAGGUGGAAACUCCGGCAACUUCGGAAACAACGGCGGUGGCAACAGCGGAAACUUUGGUAACUUCGGCAACAACGGAGGCGGAAACUUCGGCGGCAACAACAACGGCGGCGGCGGCUUCAACAGUGGAAACAAUUUUGAUUCCUCUGGCGGCAAUAAUUUCGGCAACAAUGGAGGUUCCAAUUUCGGCGGCAACAAUGGCGGAGGCUUCAAUAACAGCGGCAACUUCGGAUCAUCCUCCGGCGGCGGCAACUUUGGCCCGAUCGGCGGUGGUCGCAACAACAAUAGCGGCAACUUUGGAAACUCUGGGUUCGGUAACUUCGGUGGAAACAACAAUAACGGAAACGGCGGCUCGAACUUCGGAGGAGGCAACAACAAUGGUGGUGGCUUCAACAAUGGCGGUGGCAACUUUGGCGGCGGCAACUCUCUUGGAGGAGGCGGCAACUUUGGGCCCAUUGGCGGAGGACGGGGCAAUGAUGCCGAGCAUUACACAAUCCAUAUGCGCGGACUGCCGUACACCUCAUUCGAAAAUGACGUCUUUAAGUUCUUCGAGCCCAUUCGACCCGCUAAUGUGCGCAUCAACUACAACAAGAAGGGUCUGCACAGUGGAACUGCCGAUGCUUACUUCGACACCUACGAGGAUUCCCAAGUGGCCAUGAAGCGCCAUCGAGAGAAGAUGGGCUCCCGGUACAUUGAGCUGUUCUACGACGGAAAGACCCGAGGUGGAAGCAAUGGGAACAACGGUGGCGGCAAUGGAGGUGGUAACGGCGGGGGCAUGGCCAUGGGUAACAAUGGGGGCGGCGGCAACUUUUCGCGACGCAUCUGAAGCACUUCCAUAGUUCGAUUACAUUGAAAUUAAUGUAGAUGCAAGUAUUUGAUAAUAUUAUGAUGAAGGCGGUACUCUAAACCGCCAAGGCCCUUUUACAUCCACGUAAACCACUUAACUAUCGAACAGAUUUCAGACGGAAACAAUUGGUUAGGCUUGAAAACCUCUUUUCUGAUUGUAAGCUAUAAUGUAUCAAGAAUAAAGAGCACUUUUUUAUUUAAGUA
Molecule: messenger RNA, 2164 nt
Organism: Drosophila ficusphila
Lineage: Eukaryota; Metazoa; Arthropoda; Insecta; Diptera; Drosophilidae
Gene: glo
Product: heterogeneous nuclear ribonucleoprotein F
Exons: 7
Coding region: 153-1940 (595 amino acids)
Cellular component (GO): ribonucleoprotein complex
Molecular function (GO): RNA binding
Source: RefSeq, a predicted model, not a curated record